AUGUUUCUAUCUCUCCCUUCCUCUCUGAAAUCAAUAAAAAUAUAUUUUUUUAAAAAGAAAGCCAGGGUCAAAUACCUCGUUGAUUAUUGUUAUAUUUAUUACAUGUUGAACCAAUAAUAUUGGAAUAUUUAGAGUUAAAAUAUUAUUAAAGUUUAUUUUACCUGUUUCUCUGUUUUUUUAAUGAGACGCCUGGGAAAUAUAAAAUUACAUAGAAGCUCUUAUUUGAGGCUGACAUGAUAUUUCUAUUGAACAAUGCUGACCUAGAGGCUAUGGGAGCCAGAACUAGGAGGAAAAAGGCACCGAAAAGCCCCAUCUCAGAAAAUAACACCUCUUCCUACAGCCCCCAAACCUGCCUCAUUCAGACCAAGGUUCAGCCUAAUUAAUGAAAAAAGUGCUUGCUAAGCCAACUAAUUAUUAAUACAAAUGAAUUACAGUGGAAAGUGUAUAAAGAUAAUUUGUUGUAAGACACCAUGUACAUAUAGCAAUUAAAGUGGUGAGUGCUUCUCCACUCAUUAAGGCAGGCCCUCGAGGCCCUACAAUGGGAAGAAAAUCACCAGCCAGCAAGCUACCCAGAGGAAGCAUGCGUAGAGCACCUAAGUUCUGAGGAGGAUGCAGGCACAGGGUGGUGCCAAUCUGGGCUUGGUAUUACCCACCCUGGGAAGGAAUGAGGGGGAAGUGAGCCAGGGAAGUUGGCUCUUUCCCCAAGUCGAUGGUCUUCCUCCUGGUCCAGAUUUGCAUGCAUUUCCACCCGGGUCUGUCCCCACUCCCCAGCUGUGAGUGGGCAGAGGUACUUUUCUGGGUGCCGCCUCCCUCCUCCCUCAGUGGUUCUGCCAUCCAUCAGAUCUUCCUUCCUUCCCACCAGCCUCCUCUGUGGUAUGUGGUCAGGGUGGUUUCCAUCACACAGGCCACCUCUCUGUUUCCCAAAGAUAACACAAUCCGUGUGGGUGUUUGCUCGCUGGUGCUGUUAUCUAAGAUCAACACAGCGGUUCCUACCUCCAGAGGCCUCCAAGGUCAGGAAAAAGCAGAGGCUUCGUGUCUCGGUUGGUGCCUGGUCACCAUAGUUGGGGUUUUGGGUGGUUUCCUUCUGGUGGGGGCGAGGGUGGCUGUGAACAAGCUGUGGGUCUUCUCCCCACCCGUCUCCACCUUCAGCCCUCUGGCCCUAAGCUCGGGUGGCUGUCAGGGGGAAGCCCCCGCCGCAGCUGGUGAUGUUUUUCAGCAGGAGGUACUCAGUCCCUCACAUUCUACUGAGGGGCUGUCCAGCCCCUCCUGGGCCUCCACUGUCCCGAGAGUCUCUACAUGGGUCCUGUGCCCCCUGAAGUCAAUCGUCAAGUCGGGUGGCAUUUAACCAUCAGCUGUUCUACUGCCUCAAGACCUCCCCCUAACUGGUUCUCUGCCCCAGGCCCACCCUGCUUGGAGCACACUGACUUUCCUGGAAGCAGGAAGGAGAGAGAGCACUGGAUUAGGCUGGGUGGCUUUGGGGGAAGUUGUGUUUUUUCUUCCAGUGAAAUAAAAGGUCCAGCAUCCCAAGUCUUUAAGGCUUUCCAACUCGCUCAUGAUUCUAUGCUCUGUCCCUCCUGUUAAAGACCCUUCAGCGGGCUCCCUCCUGCACAUAAAGCCCACACUCCUUGUGCCAGCAGCUUUCGAGGCAGUGCAGAGCCUGACCCCAACUCCUUUGAGGCCUUUCUUUUGGCCUCCUCCCACCACCACCAUCCUCCAAGCCACCCAGCCUUCUCACUGUUGUCCCCAACAGUCUACACCAUGCCUCUGUUUGCUCCCAUCACUCAUGCCACUCUGCUUGCAGCGAUGCCCUCCCUUCAAAGCCUGCUCCAUUGCCACCAUCUGCCUCUUGCACGGAGCCCCAGCCUGAAGUGAGCUCCUCCUGGGACUUUGAUACAGACAUUGCAUUCAACCCUAGGAGUCACUGCUUGGGCAUCCAAUAGAUGAAGCACUCGGACAGGUUAAGGUUAGUUAACCCUUCAUCCAAGAACGUGUGACCAUCACACAUGCUUGGCACAAGGUCUUGGGCCUGAUACAAAAAUACUUGUCAUCUGUACGCUGCCUUACAGAUUAUAAGAAUCCUCAAAACCACUGAGAGGCAGCCCUGCCACAAGGGGGAUUAUUAGUGAUCUGCCUAACGCCAACAAAUUUGAGUAGUUAGUUGUGCCAAUAGCAGGUCACAGCCCUUCUGCCUUCAGAUCCAAUCUGUUCCCUCAGAACUGGGCUGGGGGAGGGGAGGCAAGCCCACAAGAAACACCAAGCCAUGCAGAGCCAUCAUGCCUCACCCAGGGGGAAUGACUGAGGUUUAACCACUGAUUAAAAUGAUCCCUACACCUGCUCCUUAGAGGACAGUUAGGAGCUCAUGCUGCCGACCCUCCGAGCAGUUUCCUCAUCUGUAAAGAGGGACUUCCCUCACUGGGGAGGCAGAAUUACAUGAGCCAGGCUCCCUUGUGCUCCAGAGGCUUGUGGGAGCCAGAGCAGCGUCAGUCACAGAACUGCAGGGGCAGGACUAGAAAGCUUAGAAAGCUAAUGACGGUAAACUCGCUCUAUCCAGGGCGGAGGGAGUUCAGAAAGUAGUGAAGACUACAGUCAUGCCACCCUGAACGCGCCCAAUCUCAUCAGAAAGUCGUGAGAUCUCACAGAGCAGCAAAGCCAGCCUGGACCCCCCCUCCUCCCUCCCACCGAAACCAGGGCCAGGGCCAUCUGUGGACAGCUGGAGCAGAUGGCCACCCCAAGCCAACCCAACAAUCUCUCUGGGCAUUUAACCUCCAUUGUUGAUUUCUACCCAGAGGACCAAGGAAUGUAAAUCAGCCCCUGGAAACUAGGCUGCCCUGAGAUGAGGUUGCUGGUUUAAAACAAACACAAGGCUUCCUAUAUAAGGACCAGCCAGCCACCAGGCGUCACCUCCGCCAGGAAUCCCAGGCCCAUCUGUCCCAAGCCAGCUGAGGCCAUGCCUUCCCCGGGGACCAUCUGCAGCCUGCUGCUCCUCAGUGUGCUCUGGGUGGACUUGGCCAUGGCAGGCUCCAGCUUCCUGAGCCCCGAACACCAGAAAGCGCAGCAGAGAAAGGAGUCCAAGAAGCCACCAGCCAAACUGCAGCCCCGAGAGCGAGAGCUCGAAGGCUGGCUCCGCCCAGAAGACGGAAAUCGGGAGGAAGGGGCAGAGGAUGAGCUGGAAAUUCGGUUCAACGCCCCCUUUGAUGUUGGAAUCAAGCUGUCAGGGGCUCAGUCCCACUGGCAUGGCCAGGCCCUGGGGAAGUUUCUUCAGGACAUGUUUUGGGAAGAAGCCAAUGGUAAGUCCCUGCCCGGGUCAGGUCAAUUCAGAGUUUUCUCAGAGUCCCAAAUGUGAGCCCACAUUACGGGUGACACAAGAAAAGUUCUCUUCCCUGACCCCUGCCUCUCAAAGAGCUUCUAAUUCCUCGUUCCCAAAUAGCGGCAGGAGUGGGCGGGGCUGGUAUUUGAGUGGCUCCGAGGGUGUUGAGCCCAGUUUUUGUAUUCAAAGAGGGUACUAAGUUCUGAGAACUAGCUUUGGAGCCCCAGUGAACCCCAAUUUCCGCAACCAUAAAAUGGAGCUAACACCCCUAAUAGAGUAUAAAAUUAUUUGAUGUUAGAACACCUUUACUGUAUAAUUUUACUUCACAAACAACAGGAAUUAGUGCUACAAUUGCAUUCAGAAGAAUGGGCUCCACAGCCAGUUAAGCAAAGUUUUUUCUGUUUUUAUUUGAAUUCCCUCUUACCUUGUAAAGAAACCACUCAACUUUCCCCUGAUCAAGGCCACUGGAAGCACCUUACAACCUGCAAAGCACUUCUGUCACCAACAUGGCAUCACCUAACCCAUCCACUACUCGAGGCAGACAGAGAAUCGCACUCACCCUUCCAUGCAGAUAAGGAGACCAAGACUCCGAGCUUUUAGUGACUUGCCCAAGUCACAGCCCAAGGCUUCCCCCAUUACAAGACACCACCUCACCAGUCACCACUGUGUAAGAAAACCAUCUUUGAUGGCACUGGCCAGAUAGCAGACUCAGAAUUUUGACAUCUACACCCUUGCUUUUCAGAGGUCCCAGCAGACAAGUGACCAUCCACAGGACGGGCCCACCUCUUUGUUUUCCUACUACCCUUAGAAGUGCUCACCGUGGCUUUUAGAUUGCUUCUACAACUCCCAGCUCUGAGUGGUACUAGCUUAGGAGCUGAAUAAAUAUUCAAAAUGUGUGCUAAAUGUUCAUAAUGAGAAUUAUUUCACCAAAGAGGAAAAUGUCACUGGAAAAAUAAGUCUUGUUCUAUGGUCAAUGGAAAGAGAAAAGAAGGAUAUGUAGCAAGGCAGGUGUGCACACUCAGAAAACCACACUAGACCACCUCAUACAAGCAGAUAGACUACUGGGUGUGUGUGCCAGAAGAGGAGUGGAGGAGAGAGAGACAAAGAAUAAGAAAGAGGGGAAAGGGAAGAGAGGGGAGAAGAGGAUAGGGAGGGGAGAAAGAAAGACACAGUUCCUUUAAAUAUCAAAGUGCAACGUUGCAAUGAGAGCUUAUUAUCAAGGACUGUGUGGCCCUAGCUGGUUUGGCUCAGUGGAUAGAGCAGUGACCUGUGGACUGAAGAGUCCCG
Molecule: messenger RNA, 4594 nt
Organism: Myotis brandtii (Brandt's bat)
Lineage: Eukaryota; Metazoa; Chordata; Mammalia; Chiroptera; Vespertilionidae
Gene: GHRL
Product: ghrelin/obestatin prepropeptide
Exons: 4
Coding region: 2948-3343 (131 amino acids)
Biological process (GO): gastric acid secretion; regulation of response to food; negative regulation of inflammatory response
Cellular component (GO): extracellular region
Molecular function (GO): growth hormone-releasing hormone activity; ghrelin receptor binding
Source: RefSeq, a predicted model, not a curated record